Gryllus bimaculatus (two-spotted cricket) is the source of this 550-nucleotide messenger RNA. Lineage: Eukaryota; Metazoa; Arthropoda; Insecta; Orthoptera; Gryllidae. The record is from the annotation of a GenBank genome assembly.
AGAUAGCAGUGAUGGUGAAAUCAGUGAGUCAGAAGAAUCAAGUGGUGCAGAACCUUCUGCUGAGACAGAAGAGUCAUCUGAAAUGACUGCUAGUUGUAAUAAUACUAUCAUUGGACCAGAAGAAAGAACUGUGUUUUUAAAGAAACAUGGUGAUUCUAUUGACUCAGGACUUGAGACAGAAGCAAUAGAAAGAAUGGCAACAUAUGUUAUUAUUAAUUCACGUGAUAAAAUGAAAUUUACAUUGACACCAUCUGCUGUUCAAAUAUUGCUGGAUGUUGCCAACGGUUUCAUUCAGAAAACAUCAAGUGGACCAAGUCCAUCUUUCUGUAGCUCAGAUGCACAAAUGUCCCUUUUUAAUGAGUUAGGACCUUCUUCAAAACUUUCUGUGAUUUCAAUGUCAGAAACAGAUCCUGAUGGUUCAAAAAAAGUGCUUCUCACAGCAACUUAUGAAAAAUCAGAUUCUCUUCCCAGUAGUCCAGCAUCAACAGUUGCAUCAGCAGAAUUAUUAGAUGUUUAUCAUUCUGAUGAGUAUGAUGACCUCGACUUGGAA